CUUUCCCUCCUUCUCUCCAUUACCUCCAGCUUCUCUCCAGCCCACUUCGCAGUUCCUCCUCGGCGUCCCAGUCAGUCGGUCGGUCAGUCAGUCACUUACCAAGACAGAAGAAGAAGAAAGCGUCCCUCCCUUCUGUACAGAGUGGUGGCGGCGGCGGUGAUGGCGGCGGCGGCGGAGGUGGUGGUGGUGGUGGUGAUGGCGGUGGUGGUGGUGAUGGGCAAACAAACACCACCACAAGACGCACACACACACGCACACGCAGACGCACACACACGCACACAGCAACAGCCACCUCUUGAUCACGGAGAUACGUACAUAUACACACGCACGAACACACAGACUGAAGGAGACAUAAACGUACAUGAAAAUCCGUACACAGACAGGCUCACGUACACGGGGAAUAGUACAUACACGGACACGUACACGGACGAGGACACGGACGCGGACACGGACAUAUUCGUCAUCGACAUCACGGACAAACAACAACAACAACAACAACAACAACAACAACAACAACAACAACAACAACCAAAGUUAGAAGAAGGAACAGAAGAAGCAGAAGAAAACGAUGAACUGAAGGAAGAGGAGACGAAGAAGACGAACCAGAAGGAGGAAGACGAGGAAGAAGAACAAACUGAGGAACAGGAGGAGGAGGAGGAGGAAAAGAAGGAAGAAGAGAAGGAGGAAGAGGAAGAGAAACCAUCACCACUCCACUUCUCCACCAGCGACAAUCUUACAAUGGUUAUGGAGUGCAUCAAGGCCUUUGGUUCAUCGGGUCUUCCCAAACUCAAGGCGAGCCAGGGCGCGGGCAAGACCUUCUCCUGCAAGACUCCUGAAGGCGUUGCUCACUUCCGCUCCAGACGCUCUACUGAGGACGCCUGGACCCCAAUCACGAAGGAGGAGAAUGAGGAAGAGGAGGAGGAGAAGGAGAAGAGCGAGACAUUAGAAUCAGUAACAGAGCCCAGAGUCGCACUUCCAGUUGGCCCGUUAGUCUCGCAACGCGCUGAUGAGGUCUACGCUAGGGAUCAUGGGGGGCAUAAGGGGCAUGGUGGAGGGCAUAAGGGGCAUGAGGGAGGGCAUAAAGGGCAUGGGGGAGGACAUGGAGGAGGGUAUGGACACGGUGGAGGCCAUGGAGGCGGUGGAUACGGGCAUGGAGGUGGUGGUCAUGGGGGUGGUCACGGUGGUUACAAAGCCGCUAGCUACGACUACAAACCACCUCCAUAUCACAAAGGGCCCAGCUACUACCCCGCGCCUUACAAGGGUCCCGCCUACAGCCCUUACGACUUCCAGGCCAAGGGCAAGGCGCAGUUCAACAAGAAGACCAAGUACGGUGACGAUCCCGUGAAGGAGUCCCAGAAGUUCCAGUACCACCCACAUGGAGACCAGCCGCUAGCCUACUUCGGUGGAUUCGGAGGCGGUGGGACAGUCGGCUAUGGGGGAGGUUAUGGUGGUGGACAUGGUGGUGGUGGUGGUCAUGGUGGUGGUGGUGGUCAUGGUGGUGGUGGGUAUGGAGGAGAUCAUCAUGGUGGUGGUGGAGGGUAUGGUGGUGGUGAUCAUCAUGGAGGUGGUGGUUAUGGUGGUGGUGAUCAUCAUGGUGGUGGUGGAGGGUAUGGUGGUGGUGAUCAUCAUGGUGGUGGUGGGUACGGAGGAGAUCAUCAUGGCGGUGGUGGUCAUGGUGGUGGUCAUGGCGGCGGAGGCUACGACCACCAUGGACAUAGCAAGACCGUGGAGACUUAUGAAUCGUAUACUAAACCGUCCCACUACGAAGAUACCCUCAAAAACCACCAGCCCGCGGAGUACACGCCACCAGCUCCCAGUUACAGCCCACCAUCCCCACCAGUUUACAGCCCACCCCAACCCAUUUACAGCCCACCCCAACCUAGUUACAGCCCCCCUAAAGACACGUACGCCCCUGCCCCUCCUUCCUAUAGCCCCCCCACGUACAACCCCAAGCCCCAAGGUCCCACAAUCACGUACGAGGUGCUGGACGAUCCCUACAACACAUAUAACCCCAAGGACGAUGUUAGCUUGAAGAAGGAGAGCAAGGCGAGAGUUGACACCCCUUCUGUUUACAAAUCCCGAAGUGCUCCCAACGCAAGAUCUGACGAAGAGGAAGAGGAGGACAAGGAGGGUGGUUCUAAGGGGAAAGGGGAGCAAAAGGACCACGCCAUCCCCUUUUCUCCUAGAUUCCCCUUUUCUCCUCGCCCUUUAGGUCUCAGGCCGAAGAAUUUUAAUCCGUUUUCCGACCUCUUUUCCGACUUAGAUAAGAAUUAGGUGAGGAAGGAAGGAAGGAAGGGGAGAGAGAAGGAGGGAUGAGAAAGUAAGGGAAGAAGGAAGUGAAGAUGAAGAUACGGAAGGAAGGAAGGAAGGAUAAGGGAAGAGAACGAGGGAUGGAAUGAAAGUAAGAGAAGGGAAUGAAAAAUAGAGGUAGAGAAAUUAUGGAGAUGAAGAGGGAGAGAGGAAAGAAAGGAGGGAAGGAAGGAAGGAGAGAUAGAGAAACGAGGGAAGAACUUGAGUGAAAAAAUAGAGGUAGAAAAAAUGAUUAAGAUGAUGGGAGGGAGAAAAAAGGAAGGAGAGAAGGAAGGAAGGAGAGAUAGAGAAAAGAGAGACAUAUACAAGUGAGUGAGGGAAGAACUUGAGUGAAAAUAUAGAGGUAGAAAAAAUGAAGAUGAAGGGAGAGAGAAAAAAGGAAAGAAGGAAGGAAGGAAGGAUGAAAUUGCUAUGUAGUAGAACGUGAAUAUCUAGUCUUUUAUCUUUCCUCUUGUUAUUGCUAUUGACUUACGCGGCGGGUCCGUGUGUGUGUGUGUGUGUGUGUGUGUGUGUGUGUGUGUGUGUGUGUGUGUGUUUGUGUGUGUCAUAUCCUCUUUAAAAUGAAUCUUCAGUCUUUUCUGGAACACCUCAAAUCUAUCCUUGUUUGUUUGUUUGUUUGUUUGUUGGAGUUUGUGUGUUUGUUUUCAUCUGUCGAGAAAUUUUAACUUUUUUUCACUUUUCUUCACUUCUUUUUUCACUUUUUUUUCAUUUUUUCACUUUUUUCAUUUUUUUCACUUUUUUCACUUCAAUUUUUUCACUUUUCUUCACUUUUCUUCACCUCACUUUUUCACUUUUCUUCACUUUUUCUAACUUCUUUUUUCACUUUUCACUUUUUUUUCACUUUUCUUCACUUUUUUAACUUCUUUUUUCCCUUCACUUUUUUUCACUUUUCUUCACUUUUCAUUUUCUUCACUUUUUUUCACUUCACUUUUUUCACUUCACUUUUUUUCACUUUCUUCACUUUUUUCAUUUAUCUUUUUCGCGACUGUCAUUUGUUUAUAUUUUCUUAUUGUUUUCCUUUUUCCAGUUUAUCGUUUUUUUGUAUUUGUUUUGUUUGUUGUUGUUUAUUCUUGUUGUUUGUUUGUUUGAAGAAAAAGGAGAAUAAAAAUCUGUAUUAAAUGGAGCAGAAUUUCAUGACUCAAAAAUAUGUGUGUUUGUAUUUCCCUUUUUGACUCAGUGAUUUUCUUUCUUUCCCUCAUUUUGGUGUGUUACGUAAUUUUAGACACGCCCAAAAUAAAGAAAUAAAUAAAAUAAUAAAUAAAUAAAUAAAUAAAGAGAGGAAGAAGGCAGGAAAUGACAGGAAGAAAGAAAGAAAACAAAGAAAGAAAUAGAUAAAUAUACGAGUUAAAACAAUAGAAAAAAAGAAUGAAUAAAGAAAGAAAAGAAAGAUAAAUAAACGUACGAGAAAAACGGAAAUAUGAUGGAAAUGGAUGAAAAAAAAGGAUGAUAAAAAUGAAGAGAAAAAACUUGAUGAUAAAAUGAAAAGGGAGAAGAAAAUAACAACAAAAAAAGAAAGAAUAGGAAGAGAUUGAAGCAACUAUAAAUAUAAAUAUAAUAAAGAUGUAGAGAAAAAAUAACCAAACAAAAUA
Molecule: messenger RNA, 3899 nt
Organism: Eriocheir sinensis (Chinese mitten crab)
Lineage: Eukaryota; Metazoa; Arthropoda; Malacostraca; Decapoda; Varunidae
Product: keratin, type I cytoskeletal 9-like
Exons: 2
Coding region: 160-2274 (704 amino acids)
Source: RefSeq, a predicted model, not a curated record